AUGCUUGACACUGGUGCAGAAAUGUCCAUUACCAACGUCAAACAUGAUUUACACCCCAACUGCCCUCAGUGUGUGGUGAUCGCUUUCCGCCAGAAACCACCCAGCCAAUUAUGGACACUGUCCAGAAAUUCAAAAUGCAACAAUGCCUUCUGGCCAGUGAAGAAGGAGGACACCAAUGCAUGGAGGCUCACCAUAGACCUCUGGGUCCUUAAUAAGUACACCCCAAUGUCCGCUCUGGUGGUGGCACAGACUCACGGCAUUAUGGCCAGAAUAAGAGGCAAAAGUUGCGACACAAUGACCUCCAGUACACAAGAAGUGAAGCUUAUCCUGGAAGGACUUGUCUCCAUUGCUUCCAAGAGCCUACAGAAGAUAGAUCUCCAGGAGAUCUUCCAUGUCAUACAGGAGCUUGGAAAGGGUGGCUAUGGUUCUGUGCUGAUGGUAAAAGACAAGAAAACCGAUCAAAAAAUGGCCUUAAAGGUCAUGGACAAGAAGAAAACAUCUAAAUUAUGCUUCCUCAAGGAGUUCAGCAUGUCUUUCUUCCUCUCAUCCCAUCCCAACAUUAUUGAAACAUAUGGCAUUGCCUUCAAGACUGGAGACUCCUUUGCCUUUUCCCAGGAGCUGUCGGUGGCUGGUGAUCUCUUCUCUCUUAUUCCACCCAAUAAUGGACUUCCAGAAGACAUCGUAAAGAGAUGUGCGGUGCAGAUCUCCAGUGCACUGGACUUCAUAGACAGGAAAGGCCUGGUGCAUCUAGAUAUCAAACCUGAAAACGUCCUGGUGUUUGAUAAGGACUGCCACUGUGUUAAACUAACUGACUUUGGUCUUUCACGGUUAAAAGGAACAGUAACUACAGUCAGGUCUGGCAGUAUCUCAUAUAUGGCCCCGGAGAUGAGCCAACUCAUCAACCAGGACACUUUGCUUGUAGACUCCACACUGGACGUGUGGUCCUUUGGUAUUGUUCUUUACUGCUUGCUCACGGGUGACUUUCCAUGGCAGUCAGCAGUUUCCACAGACAAAGACUAUAAUUGUUUUGUUGAAUGGCAAAAUAAUUUUGAGAGUCUUGAGCUGCCAGCACCAUGGAGAAGACUUUCACUUGGAGUAGUGAAGAUGUUCCAUGGUCUUUUAGCCAUAGACUGUAAAAAGAGGGACAAAUCAACUGGAGUCUUGAUGUUCUUGGGUGAAUACUGGAAAGAACAAAUUUCAGAGUCAACAGAAGGAACCUUGGGCCAUGCAGAUACUUCCAAAGUGAAUUUGUCUGAGGAAUCUGCCAGGAUUGCAACAGACGCCUCCGUCAGCAGUGUGUCCACCACUUCUCUUCUAAGUGCCAUGUCCUGUUAUUUGACCUCUGACAGCUUUGAGUCUGAGAGAGAAGAACCUCCAAAGGAUUUGAAGGAUAAUGUCCUCAAUCCACCAAUACAUAUAGAUGAUGAGAAAUCAGUCCAUGUUGGGGCAGAGGUGGAAAUUGGAUAA
Bufo gargarizans (Asiatic toad) is the source of this 1467-nucleotide messenger RNA. Its product is annotated as serine/threonine-protein kinase SBK1-like. Bases 1 to 1467 code for a protein of 488 amino acids. Gene Ontology annotation, biological process: peptidyl-serine phosphorylation; peptidyl-threonine phosphorylation. The record is from RefSeq and is a predicted model, not a curated record. The transcript is spliced from 4 exons. Lineage: Eukaryota; Metazoa; Chordata; Amphibia; Anura; Bufonidae. Gene Ontology annotation, molecular function: protein serine/threonine kinase activity; ATP binding.